Messenger RNA from Saccoglossus kowalevskii, 1139 nucleotides. RefSeq lists its product as uncharacterized. Lineage: Eukaryota; Metazoa; Hemichordata; Enteropneusta; Harrimaniidae. The record is from RefSeq and is a predicted model, not a curated record. Gene Ontology annotation, molecular function: DNA binding.
AGAAUUUAGCACAAACGCUGACAGCUGCGAAGAAACAAUUGAUUUCGCACUUGUAAAAUAAUCAAUCGAGGAGGAAUUUUUAAAGGUUUUCUGAAUAUUGAGACCUUGCGUCAGGAUUAUGUAUGUAUGCAAAUAGCUACGCUACGCGGAGCAAACUGUGGUCUGCGCAAAACUACAGUUGCUGGCAUUCGCGGUAACCAGUUUCACCAUUCUACUCUGCGUGUACCAACGUUACGUCGAGCAAUGUCGAAGUUUCACCACAUCAGCAAACUCGCAAUUAGCGAAAAUCGCUCCUCUCUUAAAAUUGAUCUUCCUAGUCCUACAUCCUCGAUUUGUUCGGACGUCGGCUACGGAAGUGAAGAAGUCGAAGGAGGCAUCAGUCCCCCAAUUGUUGAGCAUGCUGAACGUAAUCGAACCUGUCGGCGAAAGAAAUCUAGAACUGCUUUCAGUGAUGAGAUUCUCUUGCAGCUGGAGAAGAAAUUUAGACAGCAGAAAUAUUUGAUGGCUGACGAGAGAGAAGAGUUUGGAAAAUUGAUUGGAUUAAAUGAGACACAGGUUCGAACUUGGUUUCAGAAUCGUCGCAUGAGGUGGAAAAAACAACGAAAAGUAACCGCCGAAGAGAUUCCAACUCCGAGAAAAGAAACUACGCGACCAAGCUCCACUGCGUCACCUGCUCCCGUCGUGACUUCAUCGCCAGAAAAGGUAGCCAAUUGCAGUUCAGACGAGCCACAACCGAUGACAACUAUGAAGUUACCGACAACUCCAACAAUAUUACCAUCGUCGUGUAUUCUCCCAUCGGUGUAUUCUCCGUCGCAUUUCAUGCCGACGCCAUACGCGAGCUCAGCGCCGUAUUAUAGAUCUUACUAUCCAGUGCCCACUAUGUACUCUGUACCACCUUAUUUCUCAUCCUAUGGGGGCUAUCCAGGUAUGACGCGAAACUUUGGAGCCGUGAUCGCACAUCAGUAUCCAUUGAGUAAUUCUGCGUUUGUUGGACAAUAUUCACUAACGUACCGUACAUACUAGCGUUUUCAUUAGAUCAUAGAUAUAUCAUGCCCGUGCAAUAUAUUUAUAUAUUUUUAUCUUCCCUUAGAAAUGUUUACUGGCGUCGAAUUUAAAUAAAAUGAAAUCUCUCAAUAAUA